GGCCUAGAGAGGAAGGGGAAGAUGACCAAGACUCUGUCCAUGCACCAAUGAAUGAAUACCUUUCUCCUUUUCACUCGCUUCAUGGUGACUCCCAGACAACCCUAUAAGAGAAAACAUAAGGGAAGUGGCUUUGACUGCUCAAUUUGACUUUUAUUCAAAGCCCCCUGGGGUCGUGCUCAGCUUUCCCAGGUCUUGACUGCCUUGGAGCAUGGCCCGUCCUGAGCACCCCGGGAGCCCUGGAUGGACAGGACUCACAGCCAAGGGCACAGCAGGGCCCAGGCAGGAAGCAUCAGCCACUGGCCGAGACCUCCCGUGUCCAGGACCCGAAGGGCACUUAGACGCUCCCGGCAGCCCCAGCCCCAACUCCAGCAUGACCACCCGGGAGCUGCAGGAGUACUGGCGGAAGGAGAAACGCUGUUGGAGGCGUGUCAAGCUGCUCUUCGAGGUCGCGUCCGCCCGCAUCGAGGAGAGAAAAGUCUCCAAGUUUGUGAUGUACCAAAUCGUCGUCAUCCAGACAGGGAGUUUUGACAGCAACAAAGCCGUGCUGGAACGGCGCUAUUCAGACUUCGAGAUGCUCCAGAAAAACCUCCUCAAGACGUUCAGGGAAGAGAUUGAAGACAUCGCCUUCCCCAAGAAGCAUCUGGUAGGCAACUUCACCGAGGAGAUGAUCUCCGAGCGCAAGCUGGCCUUCAAGGAGUACCUGACCCUGCUCUAUGCCAUCCGCUGCGUGCGGCGCUCCCGCGAGUUCAUCGACUUCCUCACGCGGCCUGAGCUCCGGGAGGCGUUCGGCUGCCUGCGCGGGGGACAGUACGGCCGGGCCCUGGAUAUCCUGGUGCGCGUGGUGCCCCUGCAGGAGAAGCUGACGGCCCACUGCCCGGUGAUGCUGGUGCCGGCGCUCUGCGCCAUGCUCGUGUGCCACCGGGACCUGGAGCGUCCCGCCGAGGCCUUCGCAGCCGGGGAGAGGGCGCUGCAGUGCCUGCAGGCCCGGGAGGGCCACCGCUACUACGCCCCCCUGCUGGACGCCAUGAUCCGCCUGGCCUACGAGCUGGGCAAGGACUUCGUGUCUCUGCAGGAGAAGCUGCAGGAGAGCCAGCUCCGCCAGCCUAGCCCCUGGGGCUUCACGCUGAAGGAGCUCACGGUCCGGGAGUAUCUGUACUGAGUCCCUCUGGCGGGUGCCUUUGAUGUCAGACUCACCUCAUCUGGAAACCACAAACCCAACUGCCUAAGUGCCGGAGAGUGAGAUCCAGCUUUCUGAUGCUUUCGGGGGUCGCUGGAGGGGGUGGUUUGCAUUGCACGCUGUGGACAAAGUUUAAGCCCCUUCCUCCAAACAGGCUCACCAGCUGCCCUGUCUUCCCUCUCUGCUCCUCCUUUGCCUGCCAAGAUCCCCACCAUGGUUCUAACCAUUCCAGCUCUUCCUUCUCAGCGUAUAGACCCAACUCGGAUAAACAAAAGCUCACCCACGGCUCUUCGAGGCCAGCUUUGUCCCUGUAUGUCACCCUUUCAAGGGUGGGAGGACCCUGGGCUAGAACGUCAUCCUGUCACAAGAGUCUGUGAAACAAGGCGUUGGUAGCAAGGGACUUGGCCAACAAUUCUCUGGUCAGGAUGCUGUAACUCGGAGUCCAAGUGGGUUUUCAUUUAUCAGGCCCUUGACGAGGCCCCAUGAGUUACACAGACAUGGCCCCGAGGGAGGGGAGUGAUACCCAGCAGGGUGAGACUGAAUGCUUAACACCUCCCCCAUUUGAAGGACAAUGUUCUUGGAACCUCUCCGAUGGGCUGGAAGGCCCUUGACUGAAGUCCACUGUCAGGAAAGGACACCAGGAGCCCAAAGUGGAGGGGAGACCAGACCGAUAAUCUAGGUUCAUCACUGGGCUUGAAGCCGAUGGUCCAGGCUGGUUUGGGGCAAUGUGUGUUUGAGGCUGGAGGUCCCUGAAGACCUAAACCAUCUGGCUGAGCUUAUGAGAGUGAAAUAAAGAGGUUGUUGCUCCACAUCUUCGUGUGGGGCACCAGCUUGACCUAUGUAGGGAUCCGGCUGGACAAAGAGACCACUCUAGAGGUGAACAGGCAUUGACCAAACUGCACCAGAAUGUGUUCAACGGCGACACCAUGUGGCAGCAUCUGGAAUGGCCCUACCAGGCUCUGCUGGGGAGGCGAGAAACCAACCUCCUUAGGGACACUUAGGGACAAAGAAAGCUUCGGGUCUCUCAAUUUAUUCCGGGAGAAGGACAUUUUGCAUGGGAGAUGUUGGGCCUCUUGAGAGAGAAAGUUAAGGUGUUCUGUGGAAAAAUAAAAGGCUGUGACUCUCUUUAUAAUGGUGAAGAA
This is a messenger RNA of Neogale vison (American mink), 2319 nucleotides long. RefSeq names its product sorting nexin 20 (gene SNX20). The record is from RefSeq and is a predicted model, not a curated record. Gene Ontology annotation, cellular component: early endosome membrane. Gene Ontology annotation, biological process: protein transport. Lineage: Eukaryota; Metazoa; Chordata; Mammalia; Carnivora; Mustelidae. The coding region runs from base 209 to 1159 and encodes 316 amino acids. Gene Ontology annotation, molecular function: phosphatidylinositol phosphate binding. The transcript is spliced from 5 exons.